GAUAGAGAUUACAAGGUGGCCAUCACAGACAUGGGCAACUACGAACACACAGCGUCAAGCGAGCACUCUGACGAUGAAGAUUUGCUUGACAGUCACCAGGAAAAGUUGGACAUCGAUCUGGAAGAACAGAAAAAUGAGAAACCNAAAAGACCGUCGAGCAGUCUCAUGAUGUGGAUAGCCAUCAAUGUUUUCGCGACAAUUGGCAUUGUAGGCACAUCGGACUGGAAUAUGAAAACAUGGAUGCUGACAGGAGGAGUGCAGGUCUUCACUAACAAACGGAUUUUCUCUGAUCCAUCCCUCAGGGGAGCACAACUCUCGUUCGCAUGCUUCCACUUCUUUGUCACCUUCGCAACUUUACACAUCGUCUCCAGUUCUCGAUUUGGAUACUUCGAGCGCCGUAAAGCUACUGUGAAAGAAAUUCUGCCUUUGGGUGCCGCUAUGUGUUUCAACGUGGUUCUUCCGAAUCUCUCCCUCGCAUUCUCAUCCGUUAUGUUCUACCAGACUAGUCGAAUUCUUCUUACACCGAUCACGGCUAUCCUCAACUACACCUUCUACGGAAAGACCAUUGCAAGGCAGGCAGCGUAUACUCUGAUUCCAGUCUGUUUGGGCGUCGGCAUCGUUUCUUACUACGACGUCAAGCCUGGAGCCAGUACUCAGAGCACAAGCUUCCUUGGUGUUGUGUUCGCAAUGACCGGCGUAGUCGCCAGCUCAGUCUACACUGUUUGGAUUGGGUAUUUCCACAAGAAGCUUCAAUUGACCAGUCAUCAGCUCUUGCACAACCAGAGUCUCUGUGGUGCGGUGAUGCUGCUUUACUUCAUACCAUUCAUCGACGCAUUUCCGGUUUGGUCUGAAGUACCCGUCAGCCGUUGGAUCUUGAUCCUCUUCAGCGGACUCUGUGCCUCUGCGAUCAAUUUGUCACAGUUUGUUAUCAUUGAUGGAGCUGGACCCGUUGCUAGCACUGUAGUUGGCCACUCAAAGACGUUGUCAAUUGUCGCAUUAGGAUGGAUUACGAGUGGGCGUGGUGCAAACGACAGAAGUCUCUUUGGUGUUGUCAUUGCGGUAGGAGGCAUCGUGUUAUAUUCCGUCGCUACGACACUCUUCAAAUAG
Molecule: messenger RNA, 1107 nt
Organism: Aureobasidium musti
Lineage: Eukaryota; Fungi; Ascomycota; Dothideomycetes; Dothideales; Saccotheciaceae
Source: the annotation of a GenBank genome assembly